Molecule: messenger RNA, 3198 nt
Organism: Gigantopelta aegis
Lineage: Eukaryota; Metazoa; Mollusca; Gastropoda; Neomphalida; Peltospiridae
Exons: 4
Coding region: 473-1723 (416 amino acids)
Source: RefSeq, a predicted model, not a curated record
GCCUAUCAGUAAAACGGGGACAGCGCCGUGGAGACCUAGCUAUUGAGAUACACACACUUGGAUAAGACUACUGAAAUCAUUUACUUCCUCGUCGGUGAGGCGUCUCGAAUAAUGGACACAACAUGACGGACACACGACAGGGUUGGUCUGAAGUUCACGGCUAACGGACGCUUUAACAUAAAUAGUAAUAUUUCAGAGACCUGCGUUUGACAGAUUUUAGUUUGUGUAUACUUUGCAACUAACUGAAUGGUGGGCUGUAUGUGUUGACUUUGUGACGCUAGUAUGUGGUAGAUUUGAAGAUUCGUCGGCUACCCCGAUCUGCUGUACUGGACAUGAAGGGUAAAACAUUUCCUCUAUCCGAACGCACAGUGAAUGGUACCACAUGUAUAUGAUAUGAAGAUCAAGACAGCACCGCCUUCAAUUAGAAUGGGAUUUUCGGUGUCUGGAUAACACCCCAUCGCACACUGACAGAAUGAACAGUUCUACCGUGAAUCCUGGCAACAUAACCAUUAAUAUCGCCAGUACAACAACACCAACAUCACCAAUAACAACACGGACGCCCACCUCUACGGCAUCAGGGUUGACACCAACCACGAAUUCUACAGGUCCAGGCGAGAAGUUUGAUACUAAUAUUGCUAUUGGCAUCGGUGUUGCUGCAGGUGUGUUGAUUCUCGUCGUGGUCAUCAUAGUGGCAGUCGUGCUGACACGCAGACGCCGACUGAAGAGACCUAAGAAAGUGCCACCAACCUUGCCGCCUCCUUAUCCACCAACUGUGAACGAUAUCAGUACUCACGGAAGCGACCAGCGGCACGAGUCAAUGAUAGGAUUAGCAAACUCCGACAGUUUAGAUCCCGAACAGUUAAACCAUGGUGGACACGCUUACCAGCGUAGUACCAGUGUAAACUCAACCAGUUCCAGCUACAUAGAACCACAAACCUGGGUCGGGAAUCAGGACUCCGAGGAUAAGGACGAGAAGAAGGAGCAGCAACAGCCCACAGAUGAUGACUUCUAUAUCUGCAUGGAGCCUGGACAGCCAGUGAUUUCUGCAUGUGUUAAGAAAAACAUUCUUCCUCACCACGAGUUGGUGUACUCUGAAACUGAUAUUGCCGGUGAGAAAGCUGCAUCAGAUUCACCAAAGCCGUGCGAUGGAACAAAUAGAAAACAUGGCUAUGUUAAUGUGCCAAGUGGUGGUUCAAAUGACACUCCGUUAUCCCCUAAUGACGACGAAACUUCACCCAAAUAUGCAAACUGUGAACAGGGCAACAAUCAAGGGUCAAGCUACGCGAAUUUACAAGAGGAUGGAAAACCUUUCGCAAGAACGACUACUUUGCCAAAAUAUUCAAAUAUAGCAAUGGUUAAACCAGAUGAUAUUGAACGUUUCACGCCAAAAUCCUCUCCAGCGUCCAAACAAAGGACGGCGGGUACAAAAGGAAAGACCGAGAAAGCCAAACGAUUGAAAGACGGCGGUGCAGGUUCUAGCAAAACAAAUAUUCUUGGUCCUAACAAAUUCUCUUCAACCAGAUCUGAAGGACAUUAUGCUAACGAGGCUAUCCCUCCAAAGACGUUGCCGAAACCAAGCACGUCCAAACAGAAGGACACAGAUGAUGACGAGAGAGACAAAGACUAUGUAAACGUCUCCACCAAACUGAGCAGGCCGCCAACACACGGCUGCAAAGAAGAAUUCAGUAGAGUGUUUCAGAGUAAAAAACACACGACUCGGUAACAUAUAUAUUACAAUACGUGUUGCAUACGGAAUCGGUAAUUCUGUCCAGGAGAGGCAGUCUAGGCUGCUGGACUGUGACCCCAGGACUGUGAGCUUGAACUUUACUUGGAUAUAGGUACGUGAAUACUUAUAAGUGAGUAUAUCUGUAACCACGGGCGUUGGAAACGUGAAGGGUAGGCAUUGGAGGUACUGCUCUUCCCUCAACUCGGACAAUGAUGUACUGGUCCCUCCGUUUGAAAGGCGAAGUAAUAAAUAAAUAAAUAUAUAAUAGAGCAGUACCGCCAAUGCCUACCCUUCACGUUCAUAUAUAUAAAAUGAUAUAUAUAUAUAUAUAUAUAUAUAUAUAUAUAUAUAUAUAUAUAUAUAUAUAUAUAUAAUGUUCAUGGUAACAUAAACCCUUCUGUGCCAAGACUGGGCUAGGGUAUGACGUGCCUGAACCUGUAAUAGAAUAUGGCCACGUACAUGGAGUACAAGGACAAGGUGGCAAAUUGUACAAUCAGAUUCACAGACUUGCUAUUAAUUUUGUAUGCAUAUGUCGUUCAACGGACAAAACUGUUUUAAUUCAGAUAUCACAAGCCUCUCCCAUUUGUUUCUCGUUUCCGUGGAUCUAACCAAACUCAGUGCUCAACGGACACAAUUGUUUUAACAAGAUCCUACUAGCCUUUCUCACUCUAAUCAAAUCCAGUAUUUAUUGGACAUUAACUAGUAUUUUAAAUCAGAUCUGAUGAGCCACGGUCAGCCGUGUCUUCUUUUUGUGGAUCUAACCAAUCCUAGUGUUCAACGGAUGAGAAGUCUUUUUGUUUUUAACCCAGGUUUGUGUUCAGCGAGAAUAGAGAGUACACGAAACGUCCGUGAAGCGUGUGAGAGUCGCGUCUCGUGUUGCGUACACGUAGUUAACAAAAAACAGUUUAAGAUUGUUUUUUUUUUUUUUUUUAAAUGCACGUUGACGUGUGAUAUUACAAAUACACACAAAACAUUUGUAAGUACUGUAUUCUUAAAUAUAUGUUGUUGGGUUUUUUGUUAGUGUUAACAGGAAAACAUUGGACUAUUUGAUUCAAGAAAAAUUGUAUAUGUAUUGUAUGAAACUUAGGUAGAUUUAUGACUUCACAAUGGCUAAACACAUGCCUGCUUUGAAUUAAUGUUUUCAUAGAAAUCUAUGAAGAACAAAAUUAUGUUUUGGUUUCAUAAUGUUCUUUAACGCAUGAACUUAGUGUUUAUUGCUUCGCUUUUAAUUAUACAUAUACAUUUACCACAUGAAAUUUGAUGAGGGAACGAAUGUAUCAUCUUAUGUGUGGGUUGUCUUCUACGCGUCAAAACGCGAAUCACACGCACGUCUAAAGGGAUUUCCUUGACUUACAUACAUGUUAGACGUAUUAGGCGCGUUACACGGGAAUUCACGUGGAGAAAAUUUAAACUCUUUUAUAUGCAAUGCUAACGUUUGUGAAACAUUCGAUUGAACAUGAAGCUUACGGUGU